Molecule: messenger RNA, 1869 nt
Organism: Acanthamoeba castellanii str. Neff
Lineage: Eukaryota; Discosea; Longamoebia; Acanthamoebidae
Exons: 2
Coding region: 1-1869 (622 amino acids)
Molecular function (GO): protein binding
Source: RefSeq, a predicted model, not a curated record
AUGCGACAAAACGUUGUCUUCCUCGUGUUCGCCACUCUUCUCGCCCUCGCCGCCGCCACGCGGACUUACCCGCUGCUCCUCACCGUCGAGGAGCCCGCCGGUCAGGUCGGAAUCUACGAAAUUGAUGGCAGCCCCCUCGCCAAGGUCAAGGUCGGCUCUCUUCCCCACGAGAUCGUCGUGACCGCCGACGGCCGUACUGCCUACGUGACCAACUUCGGCCUCCACGAUUAUGCUUCGCCCACCGGUUAUGCUGGCUACUACGUGUCGGUCAUCGACGUCAAGCUCAUGCUCGAGAGGACCAAGCUCUUCCUCUUUGCUGCCGGCGAGCCCUUCGGCCUCGUCAAUCGUGGCCCCCACGGCAUGAAGCUGUCGCCCGACGAGCAGACCCUGUGGGUCAACUCCGAGAUCUACUCGGCCGACAACACCACCAUCGUGCCCUCGCUCAUCACCUUCGACCUCACCAGCGGCUCGCAGGCCCCCUCGCAGAUCAUCCGCGUGCCCGCCACGAUGGACAAGAUCCACAACUUCGUCUUCUCGCCCAACGGUCAGGACCUGUGGCUCCAGCUCGGCGCCCAGGGUGUUGCCAAGUACAACAUCGCCAGCGGCACCUUCUCCGCCACCUUCGCCGCUAAGAGCCCCAGCGCUGCUGCCCUCGGCUCUCGCGGCCUCUACUUCGCCCCCAAUGGCAGCCUCAUCGUCAGCGGUGUCGGCGAGGUCAUCGAGUUCUCCGUCGCCAGCUUCCCCCCUACCUUCAUCAGGCGCUUCUGGGCCGCUGAUUGGGUGGUGAACCAGUUCCUCUACCCCACCAUGACCCACAACGGCCAGUACAUCGUGGUCCCUUCGACCAACGGCCAGAUCUUCAUCAUCAACUACGCCACCGGCAGCCUGGUCAAGCGUGUCGACGUCUUCGGCCUGGACCCCGUCAUGGUCGUGAUCGAUGAGGACGAUGAAUUCGGCUACGCCACGGCCGCUCGCGGUGGUGCCGUCACCAAGAUCGACCUCCGCUCCGGCAGCAGGUUCGGCCGCACCGUCGAGUUCCCCACAGGCGUCAACGCCGGCCCCAACGGCCUCGUGAUCGCCAACCCUGGCCGUCGCGUCGAAGAUGACCGCGAGACCUUCAAGGUGGUCGCCGUGCUCUCGCUCUCUCCCCCCGUCGCCGGCACGACCCUCCCCAACAGCAAUGCCACCCAGCCCAACGGCCAGCCCAACGGCUACCGCAUCAAGUCCGUCUUCGAGUUCUGGAAGGAGAACAUCAACCAGGCCGGUGGCAUUCCCUUCGACGGCAACUCGGAGGCCGCCAAUGUCGAGGUCACCUACGUCGACGACUUCUCCAACUGGGCGCUCACCAACGGUCUCCUCCUGGCCGCCCUCAAUGACGAGGACGUCAAGGCCCUCUUCGUCGCCAACGUCUACUUCACCCCGUCCGCCGCCCUCCUCGCCAAGCUCGACGAGACCAAUGUGCCCCUGCUCUCCGUCUACCCGCUCUACGCGCCCGCCUCCAAGCGCUCCGCCGAGGAGUCGCAGUUCGUCGAGGAGGAGGAGGACCAGUCCUCGCUCUACAAGAGGCAGGUCCCCACCGCUUCUGCCGUCGGCUACGACAGGUGGGUCGACAGCAACAACUUCAACACCGAGUACCUGGCCCGCUUCGCCCGUACCGCUGCCGCCGUCGACGGCCAGGCCAUGACCACCGCCCUCUCGCUCCAGGCCGCCGCCUACAAGGCCGACGAGCUGUGCCCCGAGGACGUUCUCGCUGAGCUCACCGGCCUCGACACCUACUUCUUCUACGCCGGCGUCAAGUUCGAGUCGACCACUGGCAACAACAUCCGCACCGCCACCGGCUUCCCCGUCCUCGUCAACAACCGCGCCUAA